ACGACAUUUCCCAUUGCGGCAUGAAAUCCAAAUUGUGAAUCUCAGCUUAAAUCACUCCACGAGAGAAAAAGAGAACAGACUUAUCGUCAUAACUAGUCUAUUAAAUAUUUUGCUCCUCACAAAAAUACACCGUAUUAAAAACACUAAAUAAUUUUAAUCAACUAAAAUUUAGUUGAUUAGUUAUUUAGUUACUAAAUACACAAAGUUUAAUUUCACCAACUUUUGAAAGUCACUAUGGAGGCAUGCAUGGAAUCCAGAGCUAUAAAUUUACCAGAGAUCGUAUCCAUCAUCAUGAGCUACCUCCCCACAUCCGACCUUAAAAAUUGCACCCUCGUCAAUACCGCCUGGGAGCGAGAGGCCCGCACCCACCUCAUGUCAAGAACGAAGGUCACCCUGACGAGAAAAAAUUUCCGCCCAUAUUUCAAAAAUCGUCUUCGCCUUUGUCACAAAAACGUGGACAUUUCCCUCCUCGACAUCCAAACCCCGUCCGGGAUGACGUCCUUCCUCAAAAAUUUAACCCCCCAUUUAAAACGCCACUCCGCAAAAAUCUCUCGCCUCCACAUCGACGUCCUCCUCAUCGGAUACGAGUCCCCCAUAUCAUCCCAAAUUUUGGAAAUAUUCAAAAUUCUCAAAAAUUUAAAAUCCCUCGACUUACGCGUCACAUUUUGGGGCUCGUCCCACAAACGAGAUUUCACCCACGUGUCACAACUAAUCGAACAAAAUGUGGGUACUUUAUCCUCCGUGACGAAGCUACGGUUCCGAAUCCCAGCCCCCUUUUCCCCCCUGGGUCCGCCAGCCGAUCAGCACCUAUACAACAUUCUAGCCACGUGUUUACCCCCACUAAUUAAACUCUGUCCGAACGUGCAAGUUCUCAAAUUGGUCAACACUCCGGUCUUCGAGAUGUCACCAUUUCCCCCUAAAUUGACCAUGCUCUCGGUCCGUCGUACCGACGGAAAUUCCAUCAAUCUUUCCACCCCACAAUUUCCCCCGCUAAAAAAUAUGUCCAAACUGAUCCGACUUGAGGUCAAUCUCAACCUACACUCUGAAAUGGCUUGCCCCACCCUCCUCACCCUCCUUGCCCCCCAGCUGGAACACUUUGCCAUCCGCUGGGUCACCAAUUCCUCCCCAGGACCCCGAAGCACGGUCACAUUUAUCUUCCCAAUAUUCCCGAAACUCAAAGUUUUUGAAAUCCGGCGAAGUCAAGCCUUCUUCCAGGAAGGGAAAUGGCUCCGACCCAACCUGUAUUUUAAGUUUGCCACAGAAGACAAAAAUACCGGGGUCAAUGUCGCCUACGCCAAGCAAUUUCCCGUCCUGGAGAAGAUAAUCAUUCGAAAAGAGAACGAUCUCAGAAAGGGGGCGAAAGGGUACAGUGAUAAUUUCUACUUUGAAAACUCGGUCCCCUUUUUACUCGAGACUUUUCUGUGGAGUACGAAAUCACCGUGUCAAACUUUGAAGUAUUUGGACAUCCCAUUUCCGCCGAGGAAUAGGUUUCGGUAUAACAGGAUGACGCGUGCCGGAGAUUGUGGGGAGGCGGAGGAGGUCUGCCAUUGUUGGGGGUUGAUGGAGGCGUCCAUAUUUUAUGACUUGGUGGUUAAAGUUUUUCCGAAAGUGGAGAAUAAAUCGUGGCGGAGGGACGAGUUAAGAAAGCUGUGAAGUGAUACGAAGUCUGAAAAUAUUUAUUAUUAUGUGUAGAUCAAUAAGUAUUUUAUGUAUUUUAUGCAAAAAUUAUAAUGAUGUGAUCCCGUUAAUGUAAAUAUAUAGUGUUUUUUUUAGGAAACUCAAAAGAAUAUUAUUAAUAAAUCGUCAUCAUUCAGAAUGACACUUUAUCGCAAGGUA
Messenger RNA from Folsomia candida, 1836 nucleotides. RefSeq lists its product as uncharacterized. The record is from RefSeq and is a predicted model, not a curated record. Lineage: Eukaryota; Metazoa; Arthropoda; Collembola; Entomobryomorpha; Isotomidae. Gene Ontology annotation, molecular function: protein binding. The coding region runs from base 235 to 1653 and encodes 472 amino acids. The transcript is spliced from 3 exons.